GUUGCAGCUCUCAGGAACACAGGCAGGCCGCAGUGAUUUGGUAGCCGCUGCAGUAGGAGGAAGGACCGCGGUUCUACCCCUUCUAUCUUUCAGUUUCGCCUCAAAAUCGUCUCGGUGGCUCCUUUUGGUAACAGACGGUGACCCGUGUAUGUUGAGACGGUGUUUUAUGACGCACUGAGCUGCAGUUUCCCCCCAACUAACGAAGUGGUUCCAAUCGCCAUUUUAAUCGCACGUUUUCCCUGACAGAAGCGCUAGCACAACAAUGGCUCUGAAAAGAAUUCACAAGGAAUUGAAUGACUUGGCUCGGGAUCCUCCAGCCCAGUGUUCUGCAGGACCAGUAGGCGAUGACAUGUUUCACUGGCAAGCCACGAUAAUGGGACCUAAUGACAGUCCUUACCAGAGCGGGGUUUUCUUCUUGACCAUACACUUCCCCACAGACUACCCCUUCAAACCGCCAAAGGUUGCAUUUACCACAAGAAUCUACCACCCAAAUAUCAACAGCAACGGCAGCAUUUGUCUGGAUAUUCUGCGAUCACAGUGGUCUCCAGCUCUCACCAUCUCCAAAGUUCUCCUGUCGAUCUGCUCCCUGCUGUGUGACCCAAACCCGGACGACCCCUUAGUACCCGAGAUCGCCCGCAUCUACAAGACUGACAGGGAAAAGUACAACAAAAUAGCCCGGGAAUGGACACAAAAGUAUGCAAUGUAGUGCUGGGGUAGAAACAUGGCCAACCACCUCUACGACGCAAGGCUAGGGGGAGAUUCAGAUGUUAAGAAAAAAACAAAUACAAAAAACCGUACAAACAAAUGAGAAGUUUAAAACAAGAUCUUGUUGGUUUCCAUUGGAGUGCUUUCUUUGAGCCAUGCCCCUCCUUCACCACAGUACCUGUAAAACUUCCUCUGCCCCACCUCCCCCCUCUCUCCCCCACCGUUUGACUGUUCCUUCCUCCUCCCCCCCGCCCCUCCACCCUGCCUCUCAGCUCAUCUGCCCAUCCUCCAGUGUACAGACUGUCAACUCUAGAAAAUAAACCGCCUCUCUCCUGACCAUACUUGCUCCACCCCCCACGCUCUGAUCCCAUCUCCUCACCUCUUUGUUCGGUUGCAUUUCGACAUCCAAGCAGGCUGGGCUGUCGCCGACCCACCAUGUACCCUCUAUUCCUGCAUGCCUGCAUCCUGACCCAUCUUUACUAAAAGCAUUCCUAUUAAAAACUGUAAAACUUCGAGGGGAUCUUUGUGAUUUUUUUUUUUCUUUCCUUUUGUUUUUCGGGGGGGAGGGGGGUGCGGGGAGGAGGGAUUUUUUACACCUCAACUUUUCUGGUUUUGUUGAAACAGUUUCCAUCUGCAAAGGAGAUGAAUCAAGAAAGCAGUUUUCACAUGUGAGUCAAAGGGCACUCUAUUUUCUAACAUAAAACCCAUAAGUCAUUGCAGGCUGUGUAUAGUGAAAGAUGCUUAUGGCCCAUUUCGUUCUUCUGUUGGAUUCUAUGAAAGGACUUGAAUUUAUUCACACACCUCAUACUCCAUGUCCUCCGUUCACCUUUGACCCCUUCAAACACACACAGCUGUACCCCCGUCACCACCGCCACCUUUUCUUUACUCUAAAAGUGGAGGUUUUGGACCAGCUAUUUAAGCAGAUCGUUUUCUAAGUUUAACCUUUGUUUUUAUUUUCUUCUACUCCUUUUGUUUUUUUUUGGUUUUGUUUUUUUAGGUUGCUUCUUUCCCCCGUUAUUUUUAUUUUUGUUCAUCCCCCCAACCCCUCUACCUUUUGCUAUUGUCAUAUUAGCGGCUAACAUCUGAAAUGGCUACGGGACUGGCUUGGGCUCUGGGUGCGAGGAGAACCCACUCUUCUUGCACAAAAACCUCUGUAUAUUGAAUUACCUGAGAGGCUCGUUGAGCUUUGUGUGUUGAUUAAACUGUGUAAUAAAAACCUCUGACUCCUG
This is a messenger RNA of Cyprinodon variegatus (sheepshead minnow), 1934 nucleotides long. It is a transcript of the gene ube2d2, whose product is annotated as ubiquitin-conjugating enzyme E2 D2. The coding region runs from base 263 to 706 and encodes 147 amino acids. Gene Ontology annotation, biological process: protein polyubiquitination; ubiquitin-dependent protein catabolic process. The transcript has 7 exons. The record is from RefSeq and is a predicted model, not a curated record. NCBI's taxonomy places the organism in Eukaryota, Metazoa, Chordata, Actinopteri, Cyprinodontiformes, Cyprinodontidae. Gene Ontology annotation, cellular component: nucleus. Gene Ontology annotation, molecular function: ubiquitin conjugating enzyme activity.